AUGCCUCGCUUUAAUGUUAGUAAAACUGGCGAACAUCUGCAGUUUAAAAGCCUUGGAUGGCUGUGGCAAUGGCUCGACUUAGCUGUCAGGCGUGCGCGUGGGGAACAAUCGGGCCGCGGCGUACAAUUUGCGCAGUGGCAGCUCCACCAAUUUGCGUCCGUCGCCUUCGCCCGCCGUUACUCGGUAAACGCUACUGGAAUAUUACGCGGCCCGGCUGCGUUCCCUGUU
Iphiclides podalirius (scarce swallowtail) is the source of this 228-nucleotide messenger RNA. Lineage: Eukaryota; Metazoa; Arthropoda; Insecta; Lepidoptera; Papilionidae. The record is from the annotation of a GenBank genome assembly.